UAAUAUCCAAAGAGAAAAAAAAAUUCAAUCAAGCUUCUCUGUUUCGUAGUUUAACCAAACCCACUUCCCAGUUUACUCUGCAUAUUAAAAGCUCUCUCCUCCUCCAUUUGUCUUUUCGUUCUUCUAUUUGUUCUUCAUAAAUAUUUCGUAGAUUUUUCUUUUUCAUGUCUACACCUUUAGAGCAUGACUACAUAGGCUUAUCAUCAGAGGUUCCUCCAAUGGAAGGCUCUGAUAACUUCUCCAAUGGUGGCCUUAACUUGAAAGCCACCGAGUUGAGACUCGGGUUACCUGGGUCAGAGUCACCGGAGAGAGAUAAUGCGAACUCUCAACUUAGUAUUGGUGUGCAGAGCAACAACAGCGGUAGCAGCAGCUGCUGCAACAACAACAAUAAUAAGAGCUUUGUGUCAGGUGCCAAAAGGGGAUUUUCUGUUGCCAUUCACGGUGGCUCUGCCAACUGGGUUUUCUCAGGUAGUGCUGGAUCUGAGCCUGACUUCUCUCCCAGAGCUGCUAAUACUGGCAAAGUGAUUACUGGGUCGGAUUCAGUUCCGGUUAGCAAAGACGGGUUGCCCCAGUCACCGAAGCCGGUCGCGCAGGAGAAGAAGAAUCAAGUUCCUGGAGUUAAUGGUCAUGGAGUUGCUCCUGCUUCUAAGGCACAAGUUGUGGGAUGGCCACCAAUUCGGUCCUUCCGAAAGAAUACAAUGGCUUCUCAUUCUCCAAAGAAUGAUGAUGAUGCAGAUGGCAAGGUGGGAUCUGGAUGUCUAUAUAUUAAAGUCAGUAUGGAUGGUGCUCCUUAUCUGAGGAAAGUUGAUCUCAAGACCUAUGGCAGCUAUACAGAACUCUCUUCAGCACUGGAAAAGAUGUUCAGCUGCUUUACAAUUGGUCAGUGUGGCUCUCAUGGAGUUCCCGGCCGAGAUGGACUGAGUGAGAGUCGAUUGAUUGAUCUGUUGCAUGGUUCUGAAUAUGUACUCACCUAUGAAGACAAAGACGGUGAUUGGAUGCUUGUUGGUGAUGUUCCUUGGAAGAUGUUCACCGACUCUUGUAGGAGAUUGAGGAUCAUGAAAAGUUCAGAGGCAAUUGGCCUAGCACCAAGAGCCAUGGAGAAGUGUAAAAGCCGGAACUAGUGAGAUAAUGUCGCUAUAACAGACAAAAUCCACUAUCUGGGAAAUUGUUGAUAGAUGAUGCUUAAGCUAUUUGAUUGUUGAAAAGCUUUUAAGUCAGGUGUUUGCUUAUGUUUCUAGAUAUUAUUGCAGUUUCAGUUGGUUGUACUAAGAAAAUCUGCAGAAGGCAAGAUCAAUAUAUAUUGUGAACAGAAGACUGAGGGUUUAUAGGUUUGUGGUCUCCCCCACGUUUCAUGUGUAAUCUUAUUUGUGGAUGAUCAAGGCUACGAUGUUGUUGUGUGAA
Messenger RNA from Manihot esculenta (cassava), 1401 nucleotides. Its product is annotated as auxin-responsive protein IAA27. Bases 165 to 1121 code for a protein of 318 amino acids. The record is from RefSeq and is a predicted model, not a curated record. Gene Ontology annotation, cellular component: nucleus. The transcript is spliced from 5 exons. Gene Ontology annotation, biological process: regulation of DNA-templated transcription. Gene Ontology annotation, molecular function: protein binding. NCBI's taxonomy places the organism in Eukaryota, Viridiplantae, Streptophyta, Magnoliopsida, Malpighiales, Euphorbiaceae.